Mesitornis unicolor (brown roatelo) is the source of this 4468-nucleotide messenger RNA. RefSeq names its product KIAA0586 ortholog. The transcript is spliced from 31 exons. The record is from RefSeq and is a predicted model, not a curated record. Gene Ontology annotation, cellular component: centriole; ciliary basal body. The annotation marks the transcript as partial. Gene Ontology annotation, biological process: smoothened signaling pathway. NCBI's taxonomy places the organism in Eukaryota, Metazoa, Chordata, Aves, Mesitornithiformes, Mesitornithidae.
AUGAUCGCUGUCAAAAAGCUUCGUGAAGGGAGCUCUCCCUGCCAGGCUUGGGCUGGAGACAGAGUUCCCAGCGUCCCUCCAGCCUUGGUAGCAAACGGGGCUCCGUGGGCGGGGGUGACCCCCGGCACCCCCAGCAGCGCGGCACCAGGAGUCUCGAGUACUAAAGGAUAUCCAGAACAUCUGCUUUCAGUUGAAAAUUCUACAGAGCCCCUGUUUUUGUCACAAACGGGUUAUCCUAGAGAAGCUGCAGCACAAGAAGAUCCCUCACUGCUGCUGGAAGACAGCAGAAGACCUCAAGAUGAUGUUUUUAUUUCUCAAUAUGCUACUGGCCAGAAAGAGGCUUUGAGAGCGGCAUUAAAGCAGAAGACUCAAAAUACUCCUGUACGUAAGGAGGUGAAGGUACAGCUCUUAGGAAAUGCCCCCACAGAAAAGAAGGGAAGUGUUGGUCAAGACACCAGGUCAACACACAGGGAAGUUGAUUCUGCAACAACCAUCGCAGCAGCGACUGCUGCUGCCAUAGCUACGACAGCUCCACUUCUUAAAGUUCAAAACGAUUUGGAAGCGAAAGUAAACUCAGUUUCAGCAUUGCUUCAUAAACUACAGGAGACAGACAGACAGCUGCAGCGUGUUGCUGAACAGCAAACAAAUACAAAGAGUCAGCAGGAGAAACCCCAUUGUCAUGAAAGAGUCAGUGAGCUUGAAAAACAGAUGAAUGCUUUCAUGGUGCAACGGAUUCAGCAUUUGGAAAAGUUACAGGAGCAACAAAUGAAUAUUCAGUCUCAUCUCAUCAGCUCUGCUGUCAAUGCGCGUGGCUUACAGCAAAUUCGGACACCUUCCUCCAGUCUCCUGACAAAGCCACCCGACGAGCCUGAACAGCGACUGCUCACUAAAGAAGUGUCUUCACGUCAGAGGGGUUUAUUUCCCACCAGUGGUGCACCCGCCCAAGCAUAUUCAAGCCAGUUUCAAAGUCAUGGGAUUCGUACACAAAAAUCCCCUUUAAACACACCAGUUCCUCGCAGAUGUGCUCCAGAACCUGUAUCAAAAAAUGUGAAAAUCUCAAGGAAAGAAAACCCUGUAACAGAAAAGGAAAAUACUUCCAAAUCCACAAGUGAAGGUGAAGGGAAACUACUUGAGCAUAUUCUGAAUUCUCAGGAAAUGCCACUGAGGCAAAUCGAGCCUUCCAAGGAGACAGCAUUAAGCAGUAAUAAAACGAGCUGGGAUUCUGAGAGGCACAGGCAUACUGCUUUGCAUACAGAUUCAUUUCCUGCUUUUGAAAACUCCUCCCAAAAUUGCAGUUCAAUUGAGAAAACCGUGAAAAAAGCAGAUGAUUUACUUCAAGACCUUGGCCAGUUGAGAAGAGAAAUGCACGACAUGCUACAGGAAGCAAAUUCAUGGAAAUCAGACAUGAAUAAUCUUCUUAAGUCACAAAACCCUACUGCUGCACCUGAUCUUCAAAUACAUCAGCAGCUCAAGAAAUCGUCCAUUCUUCAAAAUGUUAAAGUGCCCAAAUCUAUACUGAGGGAUGCUGAAAGAAUCUUGAGAAGAGUUCAACAGAGUAAAAAAGUGCUUGAAGACAAUUUGGAAGCUGUUAUUCGCGCAAAGGAUGGGGAUGCCAUGUAUACUUUCAUUAAUGCCUUGAUGACAAACAGAGAUGCACUGGAAGAGAUUCGUAUCAGAAAGACUGUGGAUGAGUGGAUUAGGGCAAUCAGUGUAGAAAUCCAGGCUGAAAUGGCAAGAAAUGAUUUGGAACAAGUGAAAUAUGAUCAAAAGGUCCCAUGGAUCAAGAGAGCCCAAAACAUCAAGGCUAUGAAGACCAAUAAAGAAAUUAAAGCAAAAACUCAAAAAAUCCAAGCAUCCUCCACAAAGAAGCCUUUGUCUAAAGCUAAGCCAUUGCAGAAGCAAGCAGAAGAUAACACGAGCAAAGAGAGACUUAGAACUUAUUUUUCUCCUGGAAGUUUGCAGAGGAAAGAAAAAAGGGCAGAUGGACCUGUGAAUGGAGGAGCAGUGGUACGAAGUGAAGACUGUCUGUCCCAGGUUUAUGGGAAACCGAUUUACCAGGGCCAUCGUAGCACGCUUAAAAAAGCACCAUAUCUGAGAUUCAACUCUCCCUCUCCCAAACCUAAACUUCAAAGACCCAAAGUGAUAGAGUGUGUUAAAGGUACAAAGGUAAAGUCGGUAAGAACACAGACUUCUCACACACAGAAGGUGGUAACCAGCCUGAAGAAACAGCAUCCUUUAUAUGCACUUACCCAAGAAAAUCAGUAUCUCUUUAGUCCAAGUCAAGAUGUACCUGCUGUCUGUGGUCUGCUUGAAGGUCACCUAAUUCCUAUGGCUAUUCCACUAGGUCAGACCCAGAUCAGCGACAUCUCACCGCAGCCUGCUGGAUUGGUGAUAGGCAAACCGCACCCUGUUACAAUUACAACCUCUCUUCCUCAAGUGCCACCUAAACCACCCGUUGAGAUUAAAAAACCAAACAUCGCUGUAGUAGAGAUGAGAUCGGAGAAAAAGGAUCCACCUCAGCUGUCGGUGCAGGUGUUACCAAGUGUCGACAUUGACAGUAUUUCAAGUGGCAGUGGGAGUGUAGACCGCGUUGUUCCAGGCUCUGAACCUGCAUUUCCUCCUGUCAACGCUGUAAUACAGACUCCAGAAGAUAUACACAGUGAGGAGGAAGACACCAAGUUUCCAGGAACUAAUUUAGCUGAUGUUACUGAUGUCAUGCAGGCUCAGGAAGAAGAGAGGGAUGAAAUUCCAGAAUUCUUUGAGCCUCUUCUGGAGCUUAAUGGAGAGUUUAAAGUUGCCUCGCCAAAAUACAACGGUCCUUUGUUUCCUCCAGUGGCUUCUGCUCCUCAGCAGUCUUCUGAUGUUUUGGAUGAGCUGAUCCAGAGGAGAGAAACUAUAGAAAACAGGUUGAUAAGUUGGGUGGAACAAGAAAUAAUGGCAAAAGUUAUCAGUGGCAUGUACCCAGUUCAGAAAGAAAUGGUGCCCAGGGUUAGCGUCUCAGAGGGUGAAGACAGUGAGACUGAAACCUCUGACAUUGUUGAAGUUGCAGGUGGUGGAGGGUUUCAACUCUUCAUCGAUGCUGGUGUGCCAGUGGACUCAGAAAUGAUAAGUCAUUUUGUAAACGAAGCUCUCAGUGAGACGAUUGCAGCUGUCCUGGGUGACACGCGGGCUCAGAAAGCAGUUCCUGCUUCAAAUGUUCCUCCAAGCACAGCAGUUAUGGUGGAGUCUCUUGUGCCUACUCCAUUGCCAACACCCCAGGCCACACCACCGCAAACACCACCUUCAGAAAAAGAAUUGCCUCCAGUCAGAACUCCGGAGUCUUCUCUGUCUCUUACAAACAGGAAUGGGGAUGUUCACGAACGUGAAAAAAAUAAAGAAACAGGAGUUGGGAUUCCAGCUGCCACGAGUUGUGUUGGCACCCCUGCUGUUACCCCUGUCAAUACACCUCCUGCAGCAACCGCACCAAGCCCUCCUGCCUCAGAACGGGCCUCCAGAGCUGCAAAAGUGGAAAGUCCAAAGCCUCCAAACCCAUGGGAUGAUGCAGAACUUCCUCUGGAAGAAGAGAAACCCAGUCCUUUCACUGAGGAACCAUUCCGUCCCAAGGCUGUUGAGAUGUCAGUGGCUAAUGAUGAGGAACCAGAGGCCUUGAUUUUACCACCUCGGCAGUCGUCAGCGAGGCCCAUCGAGUCGCUUCCUUGCGAUGCCCCGGUUGCGUCACCUGUGCCCACAGUUAGUUCUGGGCAGUCCACACAGGAAAGCAGCCUUACCCUCACCGAAACAGAAACAGAAACUGCAGACAGACCCAUCUCAGAAGGGGAGGUGCUCUUCAGCUAUGGACAGAUGCUGGCUGCAAGAGCACUGUCAGAAGGAGGACUGUCUCUUCCAAACCUUGCUGAGAGCUUAACCAGUACUUUGCGAGAUGCCAAUGAAAUGGAUUAUGAUCCUCCCAGUGAAGGGCAAAUAGUGAGAAGACCAGAUAAAGACUAUCACAGGGAUCCUGUCCUGACUCUUUUAGCCAAAUUAAAUCAAAGACCUGUUGCUGCACACGAAGGAAUGCACCAUUUGGAGGAUUCUGAUGAUAGUGCUGGGGAGCUCAGUGAAGGUCAAAGACCAAGGCUGACCAGAGCAGCAGAGAGAAUCCUAAUGGGACAUUGGGUUCACGUGGACCAUCCAACCGCUCAGACUUGUGAGAACAGACCACGGCGGCGUUUCCGUUCUUCAUCGCCAGGGCAGCUUGCCCAAAUUAGAGCAGAAAUUCUUGGAGAUGCAGAUACAAGUCACGGUCCAGUGCUUAUGGCUGAACUGGAAUUGCCGCCAGUUUCAAAUUGUGCUGCCCAACCGAGCUGCAGAGUGACAUCUCUCUCUGAGGAUCUGUCCCAGGAGGAAAGCCAAGGAGCUGCACAAGCUGAGACUGUGAGACCUCGAGUUAUUCAUGUGAGAAGGAAGUCUGAAGAGAUGCAACAAGAAG